CGAGCGUCUGCGGCGCGCGUGCCCGUGCGCGCGCCCGCGGAGGCGGGUUGGGGGUCGCGCGGGGCGGCAGCGGCGCGAGCGCGCAGCCCCCGCGCCUCUUCCCUCCGCGCUCCCCGCUCCAUCUGGAACCAGGACGUGGAUGUUACAUGAAGACCCUGUGUGGACAGUAAUGACCGCACGUUUCCGAUUGCCUGCUGGCAGAACCUACAAUGUCCGAGCAUCUGAGCUGGCACGAGACAGGCAGCAUACGGAGGUGGUCUGCAACAUUCUUCUCCUGGAUAACACUGUACAAGCUUUCAGAGUUAAUAAACACAAUCAGGGCCAAGUUCUGUUGGACGUAGUCUUCAAGCAUCUUGAUUUGACAGAGAGAGAUUACUUUGGUUUACAGUUGGCUGAUGAAUCUACUGAUAACCCUAGGUGGUUGGAUCCAAACAAACCUAUCAGGAAACAAUUAAAAAGAGGAUCUCCUCACAGUCUGAACUUCAGAGUUAAGUUUUUUGUAGGUGACCCAAACAAGCUCCAAGAGGAAUAUACAAGGUACCAGUACUUUUUGCAAAUUAAACAGGACAUUCUUACUGGAAGAUUGCCCUGUCCUUAUAAUACUGCUGCUCUUCUGGCUUCCUAUGCUGUUCAAUCCGAGCUGGGAGACUACAACCAUUCAGAAAACUUGCCAGGCUACCUCUCAGAAUAUUCUUUCAUCCCUAGCCAGCCUCAAGACUUUGAAAAAGAAAUAGCAAAAUUACAUCAGCAGCACAUAGGGUUGUCUCCUGCAGAAGCAGAGUUCAAUUAUCUCAAUACAGCACGUACCUUAGAACUUUAUGGAGUUGAAUUGCACUAUGCAAGGGAUCAGAGUAACAAUGAAAUAAUGAUUGGAGUGAUGUCAGGUGGAAUACUAAUUUUUAAGAAUCGAGUACGAAUUAACACCUUUCAGUGGUUGAAGAUUGUAAAAAUUUCUUUUAAGUGCAAGCAGUUUUUUAUUCAACUUAGGAAAGAACUGCAUGAAUCUAGAGAAACAUUACUGGGAUUCAAUAUGGUGAAUUACCGAGCAUGUAAGAAUUUGUGGAAAGCUUGCGUUGAGCAUCACACGUUCUUCCGUUUGGACAGACCACUCCCACCUCAGAAGAACUUUUUUGCACAUUAUUUCACUUUGGGUUCCAAGUUCCGGUACUGUGGGAGAACAGAGGUCCAAUCUGUGCAGUAUGGUAAAGAAAGAGCAAAUAAAGACAGGGUAUUUGCAAGAUCCCCCAGUAAACCCCUGGCACGGAAAGUAAUGAGUGGGAUGGAUUGGGAAGUAGUGAGUAGGAACUCACUGUCUGAUGAUAGGUUGGAAACACAGAGCCUCCCGUCACGGUCUCCACCUGGAACCCCAAAUCAUCGGAACUCUGCCUUCACUCAAGAAGGAGCCCGGUUACGACCCUCGUCAGUCGGACAUUUAGUGGAUCAUGUGGUUCACACCUCCCCCAGUGAAGUAUUUGUAAAUCACAGAUCUCCAUCCUCCACCCAGGCCAACAGCAUCAUACUGGAAUCAUCCCCAUCUCAAGAGACUCCUUUAGAUGGGCAGCCUCCAGCGUUACCACCCAAACAAUUUAAAAAGAACAGUUGGAACCAAAUUCAUCAUUCACACUCACAGCAAGAACUGGAUAACCAUAUUAAUGAAACAUUUGAUGUUCCUGCAUCACCUGAAAAAUCCACCCCCAAUGGUGGUGUCCCCCAUGACAAUCUUGUUAUGAUCAGAAUGAAACCAGAUGAAAAUGGAAGGUUUGGCUUCAAUGUAAAGGGCGGAUAUGAUCAGAAGAUGCCAGUAAUAGUGUCCAGGGUAGCUCCAGGAACACCUGCUGAUCUGUGUGUCCCUCGUUUGAAUGAAGGGGACCAGGUUGUCCUGAUUAACGGCAGGGACAUAGCAGAGCAUACCCACGACCAAGUUGUAAUGUUUAUUAAAGCUAGCUGUGAGAGACACUCAGGGGAACUUGUGCUCCUAGUUCGACCCAAUGCUGUCUACGAUGUUGUGGAAGAGAAGCUGGAGAGUGAGCCUGAUUUUCAGUACAUCCCUGAGAAAUCUCCACUUGAUGGUGUCCAUCAAGAUGAUAAUGCUCUGAGGGAGUCCAUGAUUCAAUUAGCAGAGGGGCUUGUCACUGGAACUGUCCUGGCUCAGUUUGAUCAAUUGUAUAGGAAAAAGCCUGGAAUGACAAUGUCUUGUGCCAGAUUACCUCAAAACAUUUCCAAAAAUAGAUACAGAGACAUUUCGCCUUAUGAUGCUACACGGGUUAUUUUAAAAAGUAAUGAAGAUUACAUCAAUGCAAAUUAUAUAAAUAUGGAAAUCCCUUCUUCCACAAUAAUAAACCAGUACAUUGCUUGCCAAGGUCCAUUACCGAACACUUGUCCUGAUUUUUGGCAGAUGACUUGGGAGCAAGGCUCUUCCAUGGUUGUGAUGUUAACAACUCAAGUAGAACGGGGCAGAGUUAAAUGCCAUCAAUACUGGCCAGAGCCAUCUGGAAGCUCAUCAUAUGGGAAUUUUCAGAUUACCUGCCAUUCAGAAGAAGGAAAUCCUGCUUAUGUCUUUCGAGAAAUGACAUUGACUAAUCUGGAGAAAGAGGAAAGCCGCCAGCUAACCCAAAUCCAGUACAUUGCAUGGCCUGAUCAUGGGGUUCCUGAUGAUUCCAGCGAUUUCCUCGAUUUCGUGUGUCUUGUGCGAAAGAAGAGGGCUGGCAGAGAAGAACCUGUGGUUGUUCACUGCAGUGCUGGGAUUGGCCGGACAGGAGUUCUGAUCACGAUGGAGACAGCGAUGUGUCUCAUUGAGUGCAAUCAGCCGGUUUAUCCUCUAGAUAUUGUAAGAACCAUGAGAGAUCAAAGAGCCAUGAUGAUCCAAACACCUAGUCAGUACAGAUUUGUAUGUGAAGCUAUUUUGAAGGUGUAUGAAGAAGGAUUUAUUAAACCUUUACAAGUAUCACUGCAUAAGUAAAGAGCAAAAAACCUGUGAUAUCAAUUGAGGAAUCCUGUCCUCUAUAAUGAACUGGCAACAUUCUUUGUGCCAUAAUACUGCUUGCAGGAAAUGAUAGUGAAGUACAGCAAAGAAUUGACAAAGGACUUUGAAAACUUCAGCACUGUUGCACUUUACGUUGAAACAAAAUCAGUCUCUGAAACUCUUCUAACCUUCGUUUGUUUGAAGACUUUAUUUUCGUGAUUUGCUCCGAACAAACCAUGGACUGAAAGAACUGAUUGUGUUCAGGGUAAUCGACGAUAUUUCAUUGUAGUGCCAUAUACUGCGCUUCUGGUUGAAUAGCUACAAACAAGGCUUGGAAUUAUUUCACUCUGUUUUACACCCAUGUCUCUUAAAAUGAAAAACAAAUGAAAAAAUACACUAAGCCAUGGUCUUUUUCCAGUGCUAGGUUUAUUUACUAUGUACAGACUCUCACAGUUUUGUUUUUUACAACAUUAGCAAUAUUGCCAAUAUUAGAUAGAUACACACUGCCUACUGAUGCAGCACACUUUGUCCUACACCCUUACUAGAGACCAGCUGGUUGUUAGAGGAGAGCUGGCAUCUGUUAACCCAGCAGUAGCUGCAUAAUGCCCACUUACCAGCAUCUUGUACAAAAUAAUAACAAUAAAAAUUUUAAAAAACCAACACAUAAAUAAACAGCAUUUCUUUGGCACAGCUUGUGUGUCAUACACUGGUGUAUUCUGAUUUGUGUGACUUCAGAUUAUGUGAUGGGAACUAGUGCAUGCAUUAUGUCUUAACCCCUUAAGUGCCUUGAGACUUACAGCGUACAUCCAGUGAAAGGCACUCGUGAUUCCAUGGGGGUGGUAUUGUCCUGUCAUAUUUAUCUUAAUGGGUUCAAAUUUUUUAAAUGGCCCUUGGUGCUUGGAAUAUGUUACCACAAGGGGUCAUGGAAAUACCAUUCCCUCUUUCUUUAUAUAAGUACCUGUGUGCUACUCUCUGUAGCAAAAGCACCUCUGCCAACUUAAUGAAUGAGCAUUGUGCUGCUGUGCUGUAAUUAUAUCAAAAAUCUGACACAUUCCUUCAUUCCUUCCAACUAGUAACUUACUAGCAUCUUACUACAAAAUGCUGGAAGGUCAUUAGAAGCUGAUACCUUGUUCUAUCCUUUUAUUGAGAAUAGCUGUUUUACUCGAUUAGACAUAACUCUUUAAUAGCACUGAUAAUUAAGUUGAAUUUACAAUCAGAUGAGAUUUAAUUCCAUUACCUUCUAACUAACUUGUUAAGUCCUAAUAGUUGAUUUCAAGCCAUGUUCGUACCGCUCUGCCUUUUAUUUUCUUUUCUUUUCUUUGGAGGGGAGAAGGGAGGAGAACACUAUGAAGUUAUCCCAGAACUUAAUUUUAAUUUCAUGAUGACCCCUGUCGCCUUCUGUUAUGCUUGUGCAAAAUUGUUCCACUUGGUAUGGGUUGCAUCUUAUUUAAGUAGGUAGAAGAUUUGUAAGAAAUGUCUGUCUGAUACAGUAUCUGAGCUCAUUCUAAAGAUGCAUAAGUGUCCCCAUUUUUUAAUAUUUUUCUAGUAUAGGAGAAACCAAGUCAGAAGCAAGGUACCCGGUGUAAUAUACUAUAAGAAAAAAAACAGUCACUAAUUUGACUGCCCUGUGACAGAAUAACUUUGUGCCCUCUAUUUAAAAGUUUUAAUUUAUUGUAUUGGUUUCCUGAAAAUGUUUAUCCAUUAAAUUUUGUUGUAAGCUAUAUAUAUAGCAUAGAAUUAAAAUGGAAAGUUCUACGCUAAAUAAUUUUUAACUAUUGAAGAAUUAUAUUGUAUAAUAUACUUUGUUCUAUGGACAUUUGAAACAGAUCAGCUAUGAACUAUUAAAUGAAAAGGGAUUCAGGCAACGUGAAAUCCUGGCUUAUGACUUAGUAAUGAACAAGAACCUACAAUGCCAAAUGAAAGAUAGAGUUUUAAAUAUUUUUAGAAAACAGAAUAAUAUUAGGAGGGCUGUGGCCCUGUUACUUAUAUUUCUAGAUUUGAUGCUGAAGUCAAUAUUAUCCCUCAGCAAAAAAGAAAUUUUACAAGAAUCUCUGAAUCUGAACUGAACUGAAAAAGAAUAAUGUGGUAGCUUUAAUCUCAGUUAUAUUUUAAGCCAUUUGCAACAAAUAAAAAUUCUUUUUUAUAAUUCUUUAACUUCCAUAUGAUGAGGUCAUUAGCUGAGUUGCUGGCUAGUUAGAAGGUUAUAUUGAACUCAGCACUUAAUGUCCAAAAAAUAAAAUAAUUCAUCCAUUAUACUGAAAGAAAUUUUCUUCAUAGUUAAGUUGUAAACAAAAAUAGCAUUUGCCCUGUUAUUCUGAGGGAAAUCAGAAUUAGAGUUUAUGCAGCAUUAUAUAGCAUUGGUACGUCACAUACUUAAAUAUUCUUAUGUAAAAUUGCCAUAGCAGUUCAAGUUCAAAAGUCCCAUUUAUACCACAAUUAAGUGUGGGAUAUGUAUUGGUCAUGUGUCUUUACUGUUUUGAUUACAAACACAGGCAAGAAUAAUAGGUCUCACCAAAAUUUUCCUCUGCACUGGCUUGUUGUUUAUUAACUAGCUGCACUGGGGGAAAAAAUUGCAACAAAGUACCUAUUAAUUAAUUGGCCAUCAGCGACUCAGUGGCUUUUGGCUUCUCCAAAGCCAGGAUAAAGUUAACCAAAAACUGCUUGGGAAAGAGAACAGCACUGAAUCCUUUCUGCAGCAUAAAUCAGUCAUUUAAAUUUUUCUACCUGUUGUGGUAUAAAUGGCCUUUAAAAUAUUUUUAUAUGGCCAAACAAAGCAAAACUGCUUAAUAUUUUACUUUGGGUUAUGAAGAUCUGUAUCAUCCUUAAGAGUUUUUUAAAGAAGUUUUUGUAUGUUUCAUGCUGUACAAAACAUGAAUGUAUCUUUCAGACAUAAUGACUUAUAGACCUAUAUGUGAUUGGUGUUAUGACUGUUGGAUUUUAUGAAUAAUUAUUUUCAUACCAUUUGAUUAGGAAAAAUGUUGGGUGGGUGUGGGAAAGAGUAUGUUUCUAACACUUCCAUGAUACAAAUCCAGUUAAAGAAAAAAAAAGAGUAGUUUUCAUUGUAAAUAAGAGCAAUAUUAUGACAAAUUUGUGCCAAUGUAAAAUGUUAAGAUUUUUGUUUUUACUUUUAGAUUCAGAUUGAAAACUACCACUACCAUCUCUUGUUUAAAAUGGAUUUGAAGGGGUUUUUUAGUAGAAAGACAUGGGGCUCUAGUGGGGGCUUUGAGUGGUUUUUGGGAGCAUUUUUUAUUUUUGCUAAAUAUGAAAUAAGAUACAGGUAUUGUUUAAUAAACCACCUACAGACUGUCAGCCAGUCCACUUCGAGAAAUACUGCAUUAGAUAUCCCAGGUAACUGAGGGCUGAAAAUUUCAUUUAUCCUGAAUUUGGAAGCAUUUGGUAUUUUUAAUCACUUGUAGGUCUUAAGCAGUAAAAUACUGCUUUUAUGCAUUUCAUUUUAUCUAUUCUCUCCCUGUUAUGAUAAAGAGAACGCCCGGGGUGUUUCUCACUAGAUUUAAUGCUAGCUGACAUUUCUUCCACGUUUCUCUGUUAAAUCUCAAAAGCUUAUAUGCCAUAUAGAUAAAGCAAUAACACUUCUUCUAGAAUAUCUGAUUACAGUCUGGCACACCAUCUAGUAAAGAAAGGGUGAGAAAGCAGUUGGGACAUUAAGGAACAUGAGGAAGUUGUUAUGGAACUUGUGUAGUUGGCAACUUUCCGUGGAGACCUUCCAAAAAGCUUCAUGGUACCUGGAAGGACCAAAAUACAGCAGAUGUGCUGCAGUUGUGCUGCCCAGGGAAACAGGACGAAGGGAAGGUCUGGCAUGAGAGAUGCUGGAGCUCCAGGUAUGCUGUGGAGCUGAAUUAUGUGAUAUUUUUAUGCUUAUGCAGUGUGUGCAGGUAUGUGGGUGAUGUUUGGUGGCUCAGGGAAUUAGCAUGAGCAUGAAAAGCUCUACAGAUCCACCAAGCUCUACAAUUUCCGAGCAAAAAAAGGUUGUCCAGUACAUAUGCUAUAGUUAUGACUGUAGAGCCUCUGUGCAGGCAAUCAGCAAGCCCCUCAGCCCUGAGGAUAAGAGGAGUGAUUUGGUUAUGGUCCACAUGAAAAUUUUGCAUAUUUGGACUUCUAGUUAGUAGAGGAACAAUGUCCUCUAAUAUAAAUUGCAGUCUUUUUCUAGCUCACAUCUCAGGUCCCCAGUUAGCUUGGUUGGGUGUAUUUGCCAAUUCUAGUGUACCCAUCUUUUGUCUUGAGACUGAAAAAGUUCUUUCCCAUUGCUACUUCUAGUGCUAGGAUCCAGUAUUAAGAUCUGAUAAAAACAUAUUCAUUGAUUAAUUGUGGAUCUUGCAUGAAUAUGCAGGUAUUUAUAAUUAGUGGUGAUUGGGAAGCUGUUAGAAGGAGGAAAUGGUUGGUUUGUUUCAGUGUAACUGUUCUGUCCAGUCUCUGUUAUCCCACUGCACUUAGUCACUUCUUUGUUUAGAAGUCUGCAAAGAAGGCCAGUUCCUUAUCACUGGAUUUUACCUCUGUGCUUGUUACACCCACAGGGGUCUAUCUUUUCAUAGGGCUUCUCCUGAGAUCUCAAUGGUUAAAAGGAGACAUCAAUGACUUUCUUAAAAAAAUAUGCUGAAAUAUUGAACUUUUAAAAUUUAGACAUUUUGAUUAGUAGCCUUAUUUUAAAAAGCCACUAAAAUAUCUGAUUCUACUCUGCUGUAGCAAGAAUGAUGGUUCACAGACUGGCUGGCAGCUUGUUGGUUGUGGUAUUUCAUAUUUAGCAAGCUUACACAUUUUAAAGGAUAAUUUUUUUCAAAGUGUUUUGAUGUUUGAAUAGUAGCACUUUAUGUCAUGCUUACUACUGACUGAACUAUUGGACAAAAUAAAUUGGGUUUGGAGAGAGAUGCCUAAUGGGUUUCUGUACAGAGAUGAUUCGGCUUACGCCCUGGUAUGAAGGCUUUCUGUUGUUCCAGCCAUUUCUUUUUGAUUGUUCAUGUGUUUCUGAGGGAUUUUCAGAAAAUAGGUAUUAAUAAGAUAAUUCUAUCAUCUCAAUUUUCCUGUCUUAAUACAAAUAUGAAGCCUACAUUUGGGAAAAAAACAAAAAAGGAAAAAAAAAAGGUGCAAAUAGAAACUUACAGGGUACUGUAAAUUUAUGUGCUCUCUCUCAGCUAGCUGCAAAUUAGCUAUGUUUACUGUAAAUGUUUCUGCUAAGCAUUAUUUUUAAGAUUAGAUCAAUUACCUGGAAAUCAGUAUUCUGGUUUGUUGUUUUUUUUUUUUUUUUACUUAACUUAUUUGAAUUUUCAUAACUAUAGAUAAUGCACAACAAAUUUUAAGGAAGUUGUCACCCUUUUGCACCUAGGCCAGGGGCCUGAGAUGUGAGUGAAAGGGUUAAACAGUUUAUGUUAAGCUGUUUUGUUCUUUAACUAGAAUAUAUCCACAAGGACUAGACUAUAAAUGAUCCAGUGCAAUUAUCUCAGCACAUUGGGGCACCACAGUAACAACCCAUAAUAAUCUUACAGGAAAAUUAAGGUAAGAGAGUGAAGGUUUUAUCUUAUCCAGUGUAUCCAGAUUUGUUUUCCAUUUGGUUUGCUUCAUUUACCAGUGAUCCCAUUUUCACCAGCCAGUUUGGCAGGGCUGUUUGUGUAAGGUUUGGGCUUUUUUUCUGUAACGGGUGCUAUACUAUGUGUAAAUACAAAGGGAAGAGUAUUAUUUAGUUCAUCAUUAACAAUCAGAUGGUGACAAUAUUUUUGCCAGUUACUUCUGGUAAUGAAUUUCCAUUUCCAGCUGUGGAUUUCAGUUGUCAAAUAUCUUCUCAAGUUUCAUACUGCUGAAUGAUGGACUGCAAGUGUGGAGUAAAUAAUCUCAGAGUUGAACAGCUCUUGCAUUGUUUAGACUAACUCUUGUGUAUCUUUAUUAAUACUGGGGGGAUGCAAAGGCUCUUCCCGUAAGUAGACUUCUGCCUAUAAAUUUGUUUAAAAGCACAUGAGGGGGAGGGAAAAAACAAACCAACAACCUAAAUGCAUCAUCUUGGCUAAGCAGCCAGGACGGUUGAUUGGAAAAUGAUGGAAACUUGAAAUUGGUCAACACUGGACAAUGUGAAAAUAAAUUCAGCUUUUGUCACUGCAGCUACUGUAUGCUUUAAAGGGCCUUAUGUAUUUGUCCUCAUUUUGAUAAAAUUAAAAUUCUUGCCAUUAAAAUUAUACACUAAUUUCUACCGAAAACCAGCAGUUCCCAGGAUAAAUAUGCUAAUUAACAUUUAACAAGUCUUGUUUUAGUCUUAAGUAAAAUUUCAUUCUAUUAUGUGAAAAAAUGCUGUUAUGCAUAUUUUGUGGAUAUAUUUAAUUUCAGUUGACAAAUAGUUGUCUAGGUACAGACUUGAAAAUAUAUAUAUAGUUUACUUGUGGAUCUUAAUUGUUUAAUUGCAAAAUAAAGAUGUGCUUUAGUAAUUUAAA
This is a messenger RNA of Haemorhous mexicanus (house finch), 9393 nucleotides long. RefSeq names its product protein tyrosine phosphatase non-receptor type 4 (gene PTPN4). Gene Ontology annotation, molecular function: protein tyrosine phosphatase activity; cytoskeletal protein binding. Gene Ontology annotation, biological process: protein dephosphorylation. Lineage: Eukaryota; Metazoa; Chordata; Aves; Passeriformes; Fringillidae. Gene Ontology annotation, cellular component: cytoplasm; cytoskeleton; cytoplasmic side of plasma membrane. The transcript is spliced from 27 exons. The record is from RefSeq and is a predicted model, not a curated record. The coding region runs from base 140 to 2959 and encodes 939 amino acids.